This is a messenger RNA of Nerophis lumbriciformis (worm pipefish), 942 nucleotides long. NCBI's taxonomy places the organism in Eukaryota, Metazoa, Chordata, Actinopteri, Syngnathiformes, Syngnathidae. The record is from RefSeq and is a predicted model, not a curated record.
AUGGAAGCAGAGGCGUUGCCAGACUUUACUGAAGAGGGCCACCUGAGUGAUGACGAGGGAGAGGGAGGGGAUGAGAUGGAGAAGAAGAAAAAGAAGCUAAAGAAGAAGAAAGAAAAGGAUUCAUCAAGCUCAUCUUCAUCUUCUGAAAGCUCUUCGUCGGAAAGUGAGGAUGAGAAGAAAAAGAAGAAAAAGAAGAAGAAGAAGAAGAAAAAGGAUUCUAGUUCUUCCUCCUCUUCCUCUGAAAGUGAGGAUGACAAAAAGAAAAAGAAGAAGAAGAAAAAGAAAAAGGAUUCCAGUUCUUCCUCCUCUUCCUCUGACAGUGAUGAUGACAAGAAAAAGAAGAAAAAGAAGGACUCUGGUUCUUCGUCUUCCUCUUCCUCAUCUGAAAGUGAUGAUGAAAAGAAGAAAAAGAAGAAGAAGAAAAAGAAGAAGAAAAAGGAUUCUAGUUCUUCCUCCUCAUCCUCUGACAGUGAUGAUGACAAGAAAAAGAAGAAGAAGAGGAAGAAAAAUAAGAAGAAAAAGGAUUCAAGCUCAAGCUCCUCGGGCUCCAGUUCCUCGAGUUCCAGUGGCAGUGACAAGGAAAACAAAAAGGCCAAGAAAGACAAGAAGAAAAAGGAGAAUGGAGAAAUCAAGAUGUCUUUCGAUCUGAGUUCAGCGGUAGAGGAACCGAUGAAGAAGGAGGACGCAUCAAAGGAUGAGUUCAGCUGGCCUUGGAGCAAGAAGAAGGAGGAGAAGGGCGACAGCAAAGACAAAAGUGAUGACAAGAAGAAAUGUGACAAAAAAGAUGGAAAGAAAUGUGACGGUAAAAAGGAUGGAAAGAAAUGUGACGGUAAAAAGGAGGGUGGAGAGCACAAGAAGAAAAAGAAAGACCACAAGAGUGGGGAAGGGUCAAACACCUCUUCUUCCUCCUCUUCUUCCUCCAGCAGUAGCGAUGAGAACUGA